Pseudogymnoascus verrucosus is the source of this 488-nucleotide messenger RNA. RefSeq lists its product as uncharacterized. The transcript has 3 exons. The coding region runs from base 1 to 273 and encodes 90 amino acids. Lineage: Eukaryota; Fungi; Ascomycota; Leotiomycetes; Thelebolales; Thelebolaceae. Gene Ontology annotation, biological process: attachment of spindle microtubules to kinetochore. The record is from RefSeq and is a predicted model, not a curated record. Gene Ontology annotation, cellular component: DASH complex.
AUGGCAUCCUCCUCACGCGGGCCCCCGCGCCUGAGCACAGCACCCAGCAGCAUCAAGCCGCGUCAACUCUCCCACCUCCACGCGCAACUGGCGCAGCUGAGCGCCAACCUGGCGGAUCUCGAGAAUCUGGUGCGCAUGACGAGUGUGCAGGCUGAGUGUGUACGGGGGCUGGGGGGGUGGCAUGGGGGGUUAUUUAUGGCUGCCUCGAAGGUGUUGGGGGAGGAGACUGUGGCGGGGGGUGGACAGGAGGGGUCGCAGGCGGGGGAUACGUGAGCGGGAGGGGAUGGAAGGGAUAUUUCAUACUCGAGUAAAGGGAGGGCCCGGGAGACUGGUUGACAAUGAAUAGAGGGAUGGCUGUGCGACGCCGACGUGAUGGGAGGUGUGUGAGCCACGGUGUAUUUGAUAUCACAAAGUGGCGGUCAGGGAUAGCUGAGCCCAGGGCGUGGGAUGAAUCAUUACACAAGGGGCGGAUGUUGGGGGUGCGGGAG